AGGGAAGGUAAUCUCUUUCGAAAAGCUGUUUGUUUUCAUAGUGCUAGCACAUUUUGAAUAAGGUACAAGAUCUAGCAUAUGUCAGUUUUCUGAUCUGUUAUUUGGAAUGGAUCAAUUCAUGAAUGCGCUAGGGCCUCAGCCUAGUACUAGAAUGAUGAACCCAGGCCAGGUCCCCGGUCAGCCUAUGAUAGGACCACCAAUUGACAGAGAACGUAUAUAUGCAUGGAUCAAUGAGCUGACCAAUCCUGAAACAAGGGAGAAUGCACUUUUAGAACUGAGCAAAAAACGAGAAGUGGUUCCUGACCUUGCUCCAAUGUUGUGGCACUCAUUUGGCACCAUAGCAGCAUUGAUGCAGGAAAUAGUCAACAUUUAUGCUGCUAUCAAUCCACCAAUAUUGACCGCCUCUCAGUCAAAUCGUGUUUGCAAUGCUCUUGCCCUUCUUCAGUGUGUUGCUUCACAUCCAGAAACUAGGUCUUCAUUUUUGCAAGCACACAUUCCGCUGUUUUUGUACCCAUUCUUGCACACUGUCAGCAAGACACGACCUUUUGAGUAUCUCCGUCUGACCAGCCUGGGUGUUAUAGGAGCUUUAGUCAAGACAGAUGAGCAAGAUGUCAUUAACUUUCUACUGAAUACCGAGAUCAUUCCACUGUGCCUUCGAAUCAUGGAGUCUGGCAGUGAACUCUCAAAAACAGUGGCUACAUUUAUCUUACAAAAGAUACUUCUGGAUGAGACAGGUCUGGCAUACAUCUGCCAGACAUAUGAAAGAUUUUCACAUGUGGCCAUGAUCUUGGGUAAGAUGGUACUUCAUCUGUCUAAAGAACCUUCAGCCAGACUACUGAAACAUGUCGUACGGUGCUACCUGCGUCUUUCUGACAAUCCAAGAGCAAGAGAAGCCUUGCGACAGUGUUUGCCUGAUCAGCUGAAGGACUCCACUUUCAACAACACACUGAAAGAUGAUGCUUCUACUAAACGUUGGCUAAUGCAGCUGCAACAGAAUCUUGAGGCUCCUCUAGUCCCUGAUCCUCGUGGCAUGCCUGCUCACAGUUAAUGGACUAAGAUGUGGCUCUUGUUUACAUGACGGACCGAUCAAAGAUGCUCACUGCAUUCUGACAGGACAGCAGUGCCCCCUGAAAGAAGUAUCAUUGGUGGUGUACAACUACUCAGUGCCAAGCAAAGCUUGACAUUUCCAGCUAAUCACUCUGUGUAAAGGGUGCACCAUUAGUAACCACAUGAAACCUGUGUGGCUGUGGCUGGUUGUCUUGAAGAUAAAGAGAAACUGUAAUUCUGGUUUGGUAAUCAAGUCAAAGUGACUUGGAAUUAUGGCUUUAAAUAUAAAAUUGACUGUAAAACGCACAUUUAUGGCAGUACACAUUAGGUGUGCGUGUGUGUAUGUGUUCAAGAGUUUUUAGAGAGAGAGCUGAGGGAUUAUCCUUUCUAGAGGGCCUUGAAAACUGAACAGUUCUUUUUCUUUUGAAGAAAAUUGCUGUGAGGCAUGACUGCUGAUGUAUUGAAAUAUGUUUAUGAAACUGCAAUCUCAUGUUUGCACAAAUACUAAGAACAUGUCAUAUUUACUGAACAUUUGGCUUGUGUCCUGUGAUUCUGAUACUCAUACCUUUUGCAGCAUCACAAAGCCGAAAUUCUGAUUGUGAUCUCAUAUGCGCAAGUUCUCUUAACCAAAUGGUCACUACUCAAACUAUGUUUGCCUUGUAUAUGAUGAAAAAAUGUGUCUGUUAGAUGCACUACAAUGACUGUAAUCAAAAUUGCAGAUGACAUUUUUGUGGAAUUCAGAAACAGUGGCCAUAACCUUUCAAGGUAACCAGAAAAUAAAAUUAUGUUUUUGACAUUUGUUA
Pomacea canaliculata is the source of this 1850-nucleotide messenger RNA. Its product is annotated as CCR4-NOT transcription complex subunit 9-like. The record is from RefSeq and is a predicted model, not a curated record. Gene Ontology annotation, biological process: negative regulation of translation; mRNA catabolic process. Lineage: Eukaryota; Metazoa; Mollusca; Gastropoda; Architaenioglossa; Ampullariidae. The transcript has 10 exons. Bases 107 to 1048 code for a protein of 313 amino acids. Gene Ontology annotation, cellular component: CCR4-NOT complex; P-body; CCR4-NOT core complex.